This is a messenger RNA of Mitosporidium daphniae, 1461 nucleotides long. Its product is annotated as puff-specific protein Bx42. The coding region runs from base 1 to 1461 and encodes 486 amino acids. Lineage: Eukaryota; Fungi; Microsporidia. The transcript has a single exon. The record is from RefSeq and is a predicted model, not a curated record. Gene Ontology annotation, cellular component: spliceosomal complex. Gene Ontology annotation, biological process: mRNA splicing, via spliceosome.
AUGGACAAAGGACUUGUUCCUCUUGUUUCCGCUACUUCCAUCAAACGCUCGCCACUACGUGGCAUUUCGGGGACAAUUUCGCUGUCGGGAUCCGUUCUCCCCAAGAUUCUUGAUUCCAAAGGAAUGCUCCAAUAUGACACUACUGUCAGAGUUGGCCAUUCUGCUUCCAGAAUCAUUUAUGCCAGAGACUCCGAUUCUCGCCCUCGUCGUAUCAACGAUGACGAGCAGUUUCCUCGUCCGUCGCAGGAAGAAAUAAACACAACCACAGAAUUGACCCGAAAGGCACUUGAGGCAAUUGUCAGCCAGCGGAUAAAAAGCACGUUGCCGAAACAAGAGGGUCUUUCCGCUACUCAAGCAUCCACCUCGAAACUUACCAUGAUCGAAUAUAAGCCUUCUGCUUUGAAUUUAUUGGUGAAUCCAGAUGCACCAAAAAACAGGGUCAUUAAAAUGGUGGAGGCCCAGGCGGACCCUCUUGAUCCAGCAAAGUUUAAACAUCGGAAGAUCCCUAGGGGGCCUCCAUCACCCCCCGUUCCUGUCUUGCAUUCUCCGAUAAGAAAGGCAACUUCAGAUGAGUAUAAAGCGUGGAUUGUUCCGCCAUCUAUCUCCAAUUGGAAAAAUCCAAAAGGCUAUACAAUUCCCCUCGACAAACGCUUAGCUUGUGAUGGUAGGUCGUUGCAGGAGUCUGUGAUAAACGAUAAGUUUGCCGCAUUUGCCGAGUCAUUGUAUGUGGCAGAAGCUCAUGCUCGUGAAGAGGUGGCGCGCCGAAAUGCUCUUGAACGUUCGCUGGCAGCAAAUGAGCGUCUCGAGAAGGAGGCCCGUCUCAGGGAAAUCGCAAAGGAAACCAGGGCUGCGGCCUUUGCACAUCAAGGAUCAAAUCAUCAUUCAGACGAAAUUUAUGAGCGUGACGCUCUUCGAAGAGACGUCGCUCGCCAUCGGGCUGCUGAAUAUAAUAAGCGUGGGAGCGUCGGUCGAGAGCGUGAUAUUUCUGAAAAAAUUGCUCUCAACGUCCCCAUUUCAGCAUCGGGAGGUCCUGGCUCUUCAUUAUUUGAUACCCGUCUUUACAACCAAACCGAAGGAAUCUCCUCUAACUUUUCAGCCAAUGAUGACACAUACGCUGUCUACGAAAAGCCGCUGUUUUCAGGAUCGGCCUCCUCGCUUGUUUAUCGCCCAAAUGUUCGCCAAUCUGACAUUAAUGGUGAAUUAACUACAGAAGAAACCACCAUGUCUAAAAGGCCACGAGCAGGGCUUGGCUCGGAAAGUGGGGGGGUUAGUAGGGAGACUGCCCCUCUCCCCUCCCAACGCACAGGGCCGGUUCAAUUUGAAAGGGGUGGCGUUACAUCGACCGAAUUCUCAAAGCCAGAAAAGAGACAUGUUGCUGAUAAUGACGCAGGAGAAGACGAUCCCUUCGGACUGGAUACUUUCCUCCAGACUGCAAAACGAGGCAGACAAACUGGGAAAUGA